UGUCAGAAGGAAUUUUGGUUCUUGGAUCCAUUAUGGGUGGUGAUGAAGGGACUCACUUUUUCUCAAUACCGAUUGAGACAGAUGCUGGUAACACCACCAUUCACGUAAAUAGUGUACAGAAAAUUAAUUACGAAAACCUCCUGGAUCAACCGAUGAGCCUUGACGUUGAUUACACAAGGAAACAACUGUACAUUUAUAACCGCAACACAGCGAGUCUCGAAAUGCUCAAUUUUAAUCCUGAGGCCGGAUAUCCAAAUUUGACAUUAACGCUUCUACAUUCCGGACUUUCUAGAGGACAAGUAAAGAUAGCUGUAGAUUGGAAUUCCAAAAAUCUUUACUGGACAGACCCAACGUUUAGAUGGCUCGUAAUUCAGUCUAUUCAAAACAGUAGUAAUUACAAAAUCUUAGUUUACGAUAAUUUAGAACAACCAACUGGAAUUGCUGUUGAUCCCAUUCACAAAUAUUUGUUUUGGAGCGAUGUUGGAUCGUUACCAAAGAUUGAGCGUUCCACCCUUUCUGGAAACAGUCGUAAAGCCAUUUUGUCUCAGGGCAUAGCUUAUCCAAUAGCUUUAGACGUCGACAUUGCAUCAUCAAUGCUUUACUGGGUUGACUCCAUACGCGACACAGUGGAAAGAUCAAAGUUAGAUGGGACCGAACGCGCCAUUAUUAAAAGAUUGUCGCACACUACAUUUUUUGAUAUAACAGUUUUUACCGACGUUGUAUUUGUAACAGAUUUUGAUCCAAGCUUGGGAGGAAUAGUGCGUCUUUUUAACAAGAAUACUGGCGUAGACGACAAAAACGUGCCGCUCAUUCGAUCUACCAAUUCGCAUAUAUUUUGUGUAGCAUUUUAUGCACCACAGCCUACGAUAACAGAUCACUGUUCAAGCAAUCCAUGUAAAAGCAUUUGCGUGAGCGAAUCGACAGGACCCACGUGUCUAUGUCAGGAGGGCUUUGUCUUGAGUUCGGAUGGACGCACGUGUGUUGAAUCUACAGGAUCUCUGCAUCGUGCCUUAGUCUGGGCUACAUCUGACACAAUAUGUGCUGCUGAUAUAAGAGGGAUCCAUGACGAAGGAGAAUACAUACAGACGAAUAAAACAUGUUUCUCUAACGCUGGCGCGAAUAUUAAUUGGCUAACAGUCGAUUCCCACGAUCGGACGAUUAUAUUUGCGGACGGCAAUGACAUCUAUGCCAUGACAUUAGAUGGCGUUCACACAAAGCAGCUUGUUACAUCAGCAACAGAGAACGUGACUGGUCCUUGCGAUGCUGAUAAUGGAGACUGUGAGCACAUCUGUAUUCCACUUGGUCGAAACAGAAUAUGUCAGUGUAGCUAUGGUUACAUUCUUGAAAGCAACAAGAAAACGUGUUCAUCAGAACCACUGUCGGACAAUGUUAUGUAUGUUUCGGAUUGGACCCAUGAUAAAGUAUAUCAAGUUUCAUUAAUAAAUAACGCUGUAAACGCCCUUGAUAGUUCGACCGUCGAUUCACCUACUGGAGUACUCUACAAUUCAAUUACGAACAGAAUAUAUUGGGGUGAUUCCACAUCGAAAUAUAUUCAGUCUGCACAUGUCAACGGUACUGGAUAUUCAGUGUUAUUUGAUGUUGGAGCGUAUCGCGCACACCCCGACCGGCUGGCUCUUGACUACAGCACGGGAAACAUUUACUACACUGCUGUGGCAUCAAGUCAGUUGCAAACAGGUUUCACCGGAAUCGGAGUUGUGUCUCCUAAUGGUUUCCAUAGAAAAUUGAUCUUGGAAGGUGUUCAUCCAAGGGCAAUUGAAAUUGACCCUAGCAAAGGAUAUCUGUUUUGGACCGACUUUGGUACAACACCUGCAGUAUUAAAACGCGCCCAUACAGACGGCACCAACAUUGUAGCACUGUAUACAUCAAUGGUAUGGCCUAACGGGAUUGCCAUUGACAGAUCGGCAAGCGUAUUAUACGUUACCGAUGGCAAAAAGAACAUAAUCUACCGCUGUGGGUAUGAGGCGAACACGUGUGUUCAGUACUUUAGUGACCCUGGCUCUCAACUCAUGGACAUUAAACUUCUCGGCAACUAUCUCUAUUACACUGCUUGGAAUAAAGUGUACAUAACUAGAUUGCACAAAACAAACUCGAACGACACCGCUAAAUUUGCAAACAAUGCAGAACUCGGCAGAUUGGAUGCCAUUUCUUUGUACUCUUCAAACUUUCUCCCAACAAAUGUCCAGUCACAAUGCAGUAGUAACAAUAAAAGCUGCAGCACGUUCUGUCACCCAACACCGAACAGCUUCACGUGUGGAUGCCCUGACGGAGAGCAAUUGCUUCCGGAUGGAAAAACGUGCACGAGUGAUAUAACAACAACCUCAUCAUCUACAUCAACAACAACAACAACCACAUCAUCCACGUCAUUUCUAACAACAACAACUGCAACAACAAAGACAACAUCAAGUUCUUUUAUGCCAACUUCCACGACUUUCAGUACGACAUCUCCUAAAAUUGGUGACGAUAAAAGCAACGAUGGCAAAGCUUCUGCCUCCCAAAUCAUGUACAUCGGAGCAGGAGCUGGUGGAACUGUAGCUAUCGUCAUUAUUGUCGUCGUUAUCGUCAUCGUAUUAAUAAAGUAG
Messenger RNA from Dreissena polymorpha, 2600 nucleotides. RefSeq names its product low-density lipoprotein receptor-related protein 4-like. The coding region runs from base 33 to 2600 and encodes 855 amino acids. The record is from RefSeq and is a predicted model, not a curated record. The transcript is spliced from 14 exons. Lineage: Eukaryota; Metazoa; Mollusca; Bivalvia; Myida; Dreissenidae.